Molecule: messenger RNA, 1389 nt
Organism: Papilio machaon (common yellow swallowtail)
Lineage: Eukaryota; Metazoa; Arthropoda; Insecta; Lepidoptera; Papilionidae
Product: tubulin alpha-1 chain-like
Exons: 5
Coding region: 82-1389 (435 amino acids)
Biological process (GO): mitotic cell cycle; microtubule cytoskeleton organization
Cellular component (GO): cytoplasm; microtubule
Molecular function (GO): structural constituent of cytoskeleton; GTP binding
Source: RefSeq, a predicted model, not a curated record
UCAAAAUUACAAAAUGUAAACAAUAAUAAACAGUAAAUAUUUCGGCAAUACAUUCAAAAUUUUGGUAUCAGUUUUAAGAAAAUGUCAAAAAAAGAAGUGAUUCACAUACAUAUUGGCCAGGCUGGUGUACAAAUAGCAAACGCUUGUUGGGAACUGUAUUGCCUGGAGCACGGCAUACGACCUGAUGGAUUUUUAGCUUAUGCAGAUGACCAAGCUAGCUACGGUUCAUUUUUUAAUGAAAUUGGAGCCGGUAAACUUAUCCCAAGAGUUGUCAUGAUCGACUUGGAACCAACUCCCAUCGACGAAAUUAGAACUGGAACAUACAGACAGCUAUUUAAUCCAACAUCUCUACUCACUGCUAAAGAAGAUGCGGCGAGUAACUUUGCACGUGGAUAUUUUAGUAUCGGCAGGGAAAUGAUCGAUUUGGCCUUAAAUCGCAUCAGAAUUGCAGCUGAAGAUUGUAAUUCUCUUCAAGGCUUUAUUAUAUUUCGAUCAUUUGGAGGAGGCACUGGCUCAGGGUUCACCGCUCUGUUAUUAGAGGGAUUAGUAAGAGAUUACGGAAAAUUAACAAAAGUAGAAUAUGCCGUUUAUCCGGCUCCAAGGAUUUCGCCGAUCAUAGUUGAACCAUAUAACGCUGUCCUCACAUCGCACGCGUGCAUGGACACAGAAGACGUUUGUUUCAUUUUUGAUAACGAAGCCUUAUAUGAUAUUUUAGCAAGAUCUCUAGAUGUACCAAGACCUACAUAUACAAACUUAAAUAGGCUCAUUGCACAGGUGGUAUCGUGUAUGACAGCUUCUAUGAGAUUUGAAGGUUCCUUAAAUGUGGAGUUGGUGGAAUUUCGGACAAAUUUAAUACCUUAUCCGCGGAUACACUUCCCUCUAAUUACAUUUGCACCAUUCUUGUCUGCGUCUCGAGCUAUGCACGAAGCCAAUUCAACGAGUCAACUCAUAAUGUCUUGUUUCGAACCAGCCAAUCAAAUGGUUAAAUGCGACCCACGGCAAGGAAAUUACAUGUCUUGUUGCUUGCUCUUCAGGGGUGAUAUUAAUCAAAAUGAUAUAAACGCGGCCAUUAAUCAAAUAAAAAGUACUAGAACUAUAAAGUUUGUUUCAUGGUCACCUACAGGAUUCAAGAUUGGUGUAAACUAUCAACCCCCACUAACGGUACCCGGAGGAGAUUUGGGCGCCUUGCAAAGAGCUGUUGUAAUGGUAUCUAACUCUUCGGCAAUACGCGUUGCGUGGGAGCGGUUGUGCAAAAAGUUUCAUCUAAUGUACGCUAAAAGAGCUUUUGUUCACCACUAUGUUGGAGAGGGUAUGGAAGAAGGGGAAUUCACUAGCGCAUAUAGAAACAUAAGAGCAUUGUCUAAUGAUUAUAAGGAAAUGGAAACAUAA